AUGGCUCUAGUAACGCGGAAAAUCCCUAAGACGAUGGGCUUGCGAGGAGCAGCGGUGGACCGCACGUCGCUCCGAGAGGUCGAGACGCGAUUAACCCUGGAUAUUCACCCGUCGCGGUCCGGGAAUGUAGUAGCAGGAGUCAAGGAGCAGCUCAACAACUCACUCAUGCGGUACAGCGAGCAGCACGGCGGCAUCGUGUUGGCCUACUCCAACGUGCUCCUAUUCGGCCGCACAGCAGCCAUUCUAACCGGACUCAACCCCUACCUCCACGUCAGCCUCUCCGCUCGCCUGCUCCUCUUCGCGCCGCGACCAGGAGCCUUUCUUGAGGGAGUGGUGAACAAUGUGGGGGCGGAUUUCAUCGGUCUUCUCGUGCUGGGCGUAUUCAACGCCGCUGUGCCCGACCAGUUUAUGCGCUCCUGGAAACACGUGGAGGAGGAGGCCGCCGCCGACGACAGCGACAACCACGGCCAGCAGCAGCACUGGCAGCACAAAGAGGACCCCUCCCACCGCAUUUUUGUUGGCUCUCGCAUUCGAGUGCAAGUGGACAGUGCCACAGGGGACGGCACGUUGAUGUCCAUCAGAGGGUCGCUGGACUGGACCAUCCAGAUACGGGUCCAUUUCACCUUCUCAUCCCUUGCCCACUUGCCUUUCCUCUUUCCUCCCCCCACUUCUUUCCUCCCCCCCUCCCGUUCCCCGCCUUCCGAUACCCACUCCAACCUCUAUUAUCCCCUUCUUCCCAGCAGCACUCUCCCCGCCACCACACCAAGGAAGAAACGUAAAGCCGACCAAGCAGCAGCAGCAGCAGCAGAAGCAGAAGCAGAAGCAGCAACAACAGCAGGAGCAGGAACAAUAGUACUAGCAGAGCCCAAGACACCAGUCCCCACUGGCACCACUGCCACUGUAACCCCCGAGGCAUCCCCAACACCCAGCGGGGAUGCAGGCGGGAAGAAGAAGAAGAAACAUAAAGCAGACCAAGCAGGAGCACUAGGAGCAAUGGUAUUAGCAGAGCCCAGGGCACCAGUCGCACCUGGCACCACUGUUUCAGCAGCACCCGAGGCAUCCCCAGCACCCAGCAUCGGUGGGGAUGCAGGAGGGAAGAAGAAGAAGCGGAAGGUGAAGGAGGGGGAUGUGUCUGCUGCCCACACAGCCACAGCCACUCCCCCCAGCGCUGUGAAGGUGGCCGGUGGGAAGAAGGCGAAGAAAGCUGCUGCAGGCAGCAGCUAA
Messenger RNA from Closterium sp. Naga37s-1, 1224 nucleotides. NCBI's taxonomy places the organism in Eukaryota, Viridiplantae, Streptophyta, Zygnematophyceae, Desmidiales, Closteriaceae. The record is from the annotation of a GenBank genome assembly.